This is a messenger RNA of Symbiodinium natans, 2043 nucleotides long. Lineage: Eukaryota; Dinophyceae; Suessiales; Symbiodiniaceae. The record is from the annotation of a GenBank genome assembly.
AUGGCCUCUGCUUCUGCGAAGUCACAGGCUUUGGCCAGAGUGGGUCGAAAGCACUUUGUGAGCCAACGAGCUUUGGAAGCAGUUCUGCGAGAGGUGGAGCAGAACCCAGAAGUCCUCGGCUCCUCCAGGGGAUCCAUCAAGCGAUCAAGAGACGAGCAUGUGGACGUGGAAACUCCAUAUGGAAAGUUGCUCGGCAAGCUGCUGGUCCCAGUGAAGCACAAGAAGGGCAUCAAGAACCUGCAGCUUCCCGUUCUAAAUUUGCAAGCCUUUCUGUGGUACAUGUGCAGCAUGGUGCCGUGCAUGUCUGCAUUUAUGCAGCAACGACUGGCCCUUCAUCCAAGCACAGCCGACCGAAAAUGGAGGCUUUGCUUAUACGUCGACGAAAUCUCGCCAGGCAACCCCUUGCGACCUCUCAACACCAGGAAAAUUCACGCCUACUAUGCCAGCUUCGUGGAACUUGGCCCGGAAGCUCGAUGUCAGGAACGGUUUUGGUUUUGUGUUUGCCUGGCUCGCACCAGUGUUGUCAACUCCAUCGUCGGAGGCUUAUCAGGCCUGACACACAAGAUUCUCGACAGCCCAGACAUCAAAAACUUGGCGAAUGGCUGCCUUCUUACGAUGGGACCUACGAGCCAAAGCGAGAAGUAUCUUUUCUUUGCUGAAAUGCAUACGAUGGUGGGGGACGAGGCAGCCUUGAAGAUGGUCUUCGACAUCAAGGGGGCCUCAGGCACGUUGCCCUGCGGCCUAUGCACCAAUCUUGUGUCCAGGCUCCAAGAACAUGACCGAACUGGGACAUUGUUGCCACUCCACACGACUGACCAUACCCUGCUGCGAUCGGUCUCAAACGAGAGUGCAUGGCAAACCCAGGCUUUGUUGAUCUCGCGAGAAGCGACGAUGACAAAGAAGGACUUCGGUCAGCUCCAGCAGAGCCUCGGGGUCAACUGCAAUCCCCAUGGUGUUCUGGCGCACAGAUCCUUGGGCAUCAAGAGUAGCUUGAUGUACGACUGGAUGCACAUCUAUCUAGUCAACGGUCUCUACCACCAAGAAGUGGGUAGACUUUUGCCCAAACUUUACGAAUCUGGCCAUUCGGCAGACAGCAUCUUGUCGUUCAUGGAAAGCUUCGCUUGGCCCCACAACUUGACAUCCAGGAGGAACGAGACGUUGCAGUGCUUUCAAAAGAAGAUCUCCCCUGACGAGUUCAGGGCAUCAGCGUCUCAAAGCCUGAACUCCUAUCCUUUGCUUCGGCUCUUCGUCUUGGGUUUGGGUGUGAUGGACUGCAGUGCUUUGAUCGGGGCUGUGAAGUCUUUCCUCAAACUCUGCCUCGUGCUUGACCUCUUGGUCGAUGGCAACCGUGGCAAUCCUUUAGAGGCUGACACUCUGCAUAAUGCAGUUGUGGAUCAUCUCCAGGCUAGUCUCGCAUCGCAUGGUGAGCUUGGUGUCGUACCCAAGUUUCACUAUGCUUUGCAUCUCGGCUUGAUAGCCAGGGAGAAAGACCUCAUCUCGUGCUUUACUCACGAGAGAAAGCACCGAGAAAUAAAACGGAAGGCAAACCAACUGCACAAUCCUCAGCACUGGUUCGAGGAAGCCGUCCUGAAGGAUGUCUGGGGCACAGCUCUGCUCGAACUCGAAGGCACUGCUACUGUGCAACCACACCUGGUGGCACCGAAGCUGGAUCCUGCAGUAAAUACCUCUUCUUGCACCUUUUCCGUAAAGAAAGCAGCAUCGCAGCAGCUGCAGGCCCUCUUGGUGGCAGAGUUUGGCUUCAAGGCUGUCGGAGGUGCAGAGGUCGCCACGAUCGCACAGGUCGCAGCAGGCCAAACGUGCCAGACAGGCGACAAGGUGUUGUUGAAGAGCGGCGAGGUCGUGGAGGUCUGCCUACACUGCAGACUUCCCGAUGGUCUUUUGACGACACUUUGCUAUCUUCUGGAGCCUCUGGGUCGGAAUCGCUUCAAGCUUGCGACCCAAGGCCAUUUUCGUGCAAGCUCAGACAUCAAGCGAACGUGCUUGUGGCGAUGGGAGAUGGGACUGAUCACGGUUGUGCCUUGA